UUGAAGUGGUUCUGUUUGUGUGAUUAUUAAAAUAUUGUUCAGUGGUGCAGUUUCUUUCAGUUACAUCGAGAGAGUUGACAGCUUAAGAACAAAUUUUCCGAUCUUAAAUUAUUAAAAUGACGAAAGGAACAACUGGAAAAUUCAUCAAUCAGAAAUGUCAGAAACUUGUUACUAAUGCAGUUUUGGAAGCUGAAAGAUUAGAAAACUUUGAUUAUAACAGAAUAAAAAUUAAUUUGAUGAGUUUAUUAAGCGAUGGAGGAAUGCAUACAAAAAUCCAUUUUUAUGGAUCUCGAGUUAUCGGAUUAGCUCAUAAAGAAAGCGACUUGGACAUUUAUAUCGAAUACGGUGACAACUUUUAUUCGGACAAGAAUGUUGAACGAGAUCGUCAGGUCCUUGAAAUGAUAGCUAGAAUAUUUGAAAACAAAACAUAUCAAACAUGGCAGAUUACCGCUAAGAUUUUGACUGCAUCUGUUCCUAUUUUACAAGUUAUUUACAAACCGAGCAACAUUAAAUGUGAUAUAAGCGUUUCGAAUGGACUUGGUGUUGCGAAUUCAUUGAUGAUGGCACACAUUUUUAAUCUUCAACCAGAAGCCAAAAAGUUUUAUCAAUUUAUGAAGAUUUUUUUAAAGCGAUACAAAAAAUACUUCGAAGGAUAUUUAUUAAAAUUAUUAGUAAUCUUCUUUCUACAGAAUGAAAAAGCUUUCCCUUCAAUUAAAAUGAUCCAGGAAAAUUUGUCUAUUACCUUAAUAAAUGGAUGGCCGACUGUUGAGAUUAACACAACUCGUAACAUCUCUUAUUAUGGACUGAAUGAAAUGAAGAACUACAAAAGUUACAUCCCAAAAUUUUUUGAAUUUUACUCAAAAUUUCAAUAUAAUAAAUAUGUAAUGUCAAUCUAUGACGGGAAGCAAUUAGAGCGGUUUAAAUAUGAGUAUCAGGAUGAAAUUAAUGAGCACAUUCUUUGUAUUUUUGGUCCUAUCAAUAGAAAACAUAAUAUCGGGAAAUAUCCGUCUAGAAAGGAUGUAGAAUAUUUUGUUAAACUAUCUCAAAGUUUAGAAGGAGAAUUUAACAAGAAGUAUGAUUUUGAUUCUUAAAAGUUUUAAAUGAACUUAAGCAACAUAUAACUUUGUAAAAUAAAAUUCUAAGUGCAAACUGAUUGGCAAAUAUUUUUAUGUCCUUUUUAUAUUGCGAUUUUUAAU
This is a messenger RNA of Chironomus riparius, 1196 nucleotides long. The record is from the annotation of a GenBank genome assembly. Lineage: Eukaryota; Metazoa; Arthropoda; Insecta; Diptera; Chironomidae.